UAGCCAUGCUGUAAUCUGUCCAGGGGCCUGAGAGAGAGAGCACUGACUUGUCCUUCAUUUCUCUGUUUGUAUUCCCCUUCCCUUUCUCUCCUGUGGCUUGCUUCAUUUCCAGCUUUCCCAGCAGGAGGCAGUGUCGGGGUGGUGCAGAAGCACUGGCUAGGGGAGGACCCACGUCUCAGUUAUGGUUGUCCCAGCAGAGGUGGGGCAGGCGUGCCAAGGCCUCCCCUGGGCCUCUCCAGAGGGUCUGACAUGAAUGACAGUGAUGCAGGCUGCAGCUGGAAGGGAGUAAGCUGACUAGGAGGUGGGACACCUGUGGCUUAACCCCCCACCUCCUCCACAUGUGAGGCAUCCGGCCAGCCUCCUCCAAGGAAAUCCGAGCCCCUCCUCGACGGUGGGACUGAUACACUGGGCUGAAAGUGAUCUGGACUGGGGUGGUUCCCUCUGUCCUUCAGUCUGUACCAGGACUGUGCUCAGUGCAGCGAGUCUCCCCUGCCACCCGCAUUCACCAUGCUGCCUUUACUUGUGGUGCUCUGUCUACUCUGGGUGCUGGGGGGAAGAACCUCCACAGCCUGCCCUCCGCUGUGUGUCUGCUAUGAGUCCUCCAGCUUUGUGGACUGCCACGGCCAGCACCUGGCCCACGUGCCCCACAACAUCCCUCAUGGCACUUGGAUGCUGGACCUGAAGCACAACAACCUGAGCAGCCUGGAGGAAGGCUCCUUCAAUGCCCUGUGGUCCAUGAAGAUCUUGUUCCUUGCCCACAACUCCAUCAGCAGGCUGUGGCCCCAGGCCUUCAGGUCUCUGGGGUUCCUGGAGAAGAUGGAUCUCAGCCACAAUCUCCUGACUCAGCUGCCGCGUGAUUUCUCUGUCGAGCUAUCCUCCCUGAGGGAGCUCACAGCAGCUUACAACCAUCUUUCGGCAGUGGGCUUUGAGAGUCUACAGCACCUGGAAAACUUAGAGAAGCUGGACCUGAGCUACAACUGGGUGGCGUUCAUUGAGAAGGGGGCCUUUCGGGGCCUGUCCCAGCUCCGCUAUCUCUAUCUCCAGGCCAACUGGAUAGAGUUCAUCCACAAUGGCUGUUUCUCCAUGCUCCAGAGCCUGGAAGUCCUUGUCCUCAGCAGCAACAACAUCAGCGUCAUUGAAGGAGAGGCCUUCACUUCUCUACACAGCAUGAACCUCUUGGCCUUGACAAGAAACCAGCUCAUCCACCUCAAGUUUAAGACCUUCCUGAACAUCCAGACGGCUGGCACCCACCUCCAGCUUGCCGGCAACCCUUGGGCCUGUGACUGUGACCUCCAGCGUGUCUUUAGCAAGAUCCUGAGUGUGCGCCACCUCCACGUCGAUGACUAUGAGAACAUCACCUGUGCCAGCCCCUGGCAGCUGGCUGGCUUGCCCCUUGUGGCUGGGGAAGCCCAGCUGUGCAUGGCGGAGACAGCCACGGUCCUGGUGAUCACUGUCACCGUCCUGGUGACUGUUAUUGCUGCCAUUGUCAUGGCAGAGCGGAACAGGAAGAAGAGCCAGGAGAAGAGCUGGAAUGAGUUGGAGGGUCCUUUUGACUCACAGGAGAAGUGAGGGAAGCUGGGGUGGGGCAGGGAAGUGCCUGGUUGUUUUCUUAGCCUCCCCUCUGCUCCUGGGCUCGUCACUCAAGGUACUGAAUGCCCUUGCCUCCCUGCAGACAAGGUUCUUUAGGUAGAUGUGAUGUGUUUCAUUAGACCAACUAAAUAGUUGGAAAGAUUGUUCUUUGCAAGCUUUUGGUCACAAAUACCCUUCUUCAGGCAUAGGGAGAGUAUGCCUCCUUGCUGCAGUUCAUGUCUUUUGACAGGUUCAGACCCUAAAUCUGUCCCUAGGGCACAGCCAGACACUGGCACUGUAUUCUGACCCAGCGGUGGACUCCUGCAGCUCAUCACACCUCCAGCAGCUUGUUGAGGAAUAGUCUCCCAUGGGGCCCUCAGCAUUGUGGGUUAACUGGCUACUCUGAGGAUGUACGAUGCUCUUCCCAUGGCACCUUGUCCCUCUGUCAUACUGCAUAGCCCUAGAACGGGAAAGAAGGAAUAAAUACACCAGAAAUAAAGCCUGCUUUCCUUCCACCUUCUGGCACGGUUUCUCCCUUGGGGGCUUUGCCUGCUGCUAGGAGCCUUUGGGAGCUGGAGUUCAGGGCUGUUCUGUGUGCAUGCAGCAUCCAGCACAGACGACCCUGCCCAAGUAGCUUCCACUGUAGUGAGGUCUGUCAGCUGUUUGUGGGGCCCUUUGCCCACUUCCCUUGCGCAGGCACUGGUAAGAGGGCUGGGUGCAUCUUCUUUCUCUGAAUUUGUGCAGAUCAGCUGGGGGGGAAGGGGAGGUUUAGGGGGACACAUAACCCAUCCAGGGGCUGGCCGUUUGACAUCCAGCAGUUACGAGCCACAGGCCUGUGGGACAUUGCUGAAGCCAUGCAGGUCCCCCGAGAGGGGAACUGGGCCCCUUGAAACACCAAGGAGCCUUGCUCGAAAUGUCCUUUGAGGAGGAAAGGAGACCCCUGGCCCUCCCUUUCCCUGCCCCCACCCUGGAGAGCUCCGAGGACACCUAGUGGUGUUGCAGCCCCCCAGCCCGAGUCACCGGGUGUGCGGGAAACAUAGGAGUCAGUGUCACCCUGUCGCCCUGCG
Messenger RNA from Alligator sinensis (Chinese alligator), 2636 nucleotides. Its product is annotated as slit homolog 2 protein-like. NCBI's taxonomy places the organism in Eukaryota, Metazoa, Chordata, Crocodylia, Alligatoridae. The transcript has 2 exons. The record is from RefSeq and is a predicted model, not a curated record. Bases 508 to 1569 code for a protein of 353 amino acids. Gene Ontology annotation, molecular function: protein binding.